This is a messenger RNA of Carassius auratus (goldfish), 4372 nucleotides long. RefSeq names its product cartilage intermediate layer protein 1-like. The record is from RefSeq and is a predicted model, not a curated record. The transcript is spliced from 9 exons. Lineage: Eukaryota; Metazoa; Chordata; Actinopteri; Cypriniformes; Cyprinidae. The coding region runs from base 191 to 3709 and encodes 1172 amino acids.
UCUCUCCUCCUCAUUCCAACUAUUUAGCAACUACUCUGUAAAUAUACCACAGAAACAAGCAGGAGUACAAAAGCUUUCCAUUUUACAGAAAAACCUUGGAUCUGUGGCUGGACUAUUCUUAGUGUGGAGCUGUGUGUGAAUGGUCAGAGCCCCUUUACUAGAAGUCGGAGGUAAUUAACAGGGAACCAGGAUGGGCUGCCUCUCAACAUGGACAUUUCUUCUGUUGGGAAUUACAAGCACAUUUUCCCAAGUUUCCUUAUUAGGGACAUGGAGAAGCAUCAUGGGGACAUCAUUGAGACCAAACCCAGCUGUGUACCGUAAUGAAGAUAAUUACGAGUGGACUACAUGGUUCAAUGUAGAUCACCCUGGAGGGAAAGGAGACUAUGAGAAGCUGAAUGUCAUUCGUUUUUAUUAUCAAGCCCGUGUCUGUGAGGUUCCUCAAGUAUUAGAGGCACGCACUACCGAGUGGAUCCCAGCUCGCAACACUGGGGAAAGAGUACACGCUGACCCAGCUGUGGGCUUCUGGUGUGUCAAUGAUGAACAGCCUGUUGGGAGAAAGUGCUCAAACUAUGCUGUACGUUUCCUGUGUCCUAAAGAAAUUGUUUCAGAUGUUGAAGAGGUGAUAUGGGGUCCAUGGUCAGACUGGAGUCUGUGUCCAGCUCAGUGUGAUCAGGUUGCAGUACAGCAUCGCUCUAGAAGCUGCAAAUCCAGCUCCAAACAAUGCAAUGGCCAAACUUUCGAGGCCAGGUCAUGCCAAGGACCACCUUGUCCACGCUGUGAUCUGCAGUGUGUGAAGGGGAGGGUAAAUGAUGAGUGCGAUAGCUGCAUGUGCCAUGAUCAUACAGUUUUAGGAUCAGUCCGUAGUGCUGGGGGUCUCCCUGCACCUGGAGCUGCCAUCCUCCGUGCUGGUUCCAGGAACAAACUCCUUACUGUAACUGAUCACAAUGGCCAUUUUCAGGUCCCUGGUAUCUGCCCUGAUGGCAACACAACGCUAAUGAUCAAGCUGAAAAACCAUGCUCCACACCAAGUCACUGUGGCCCCAAGCACUGAACGUACCUCCAUUCUCAUUUUGAAGCUAGAGAGAGCAAAAAAACUAUACGUGCUGAAAAACCCUGAGAACAAGGCCAGAAGGGAAGGUCAGACCACUGCUUUCUGUUGUAAGGUUGAUGGCACACCUGAACCAAACCAGUAUGAAUGGUUCCACAAUGGUACUCUGCUGGACAGGAGUCAAUAUCAGUAUGACCAGACACUGAUUUUGAGGAAUCUCAGUUUGGACCAUAUAGGACAAUACUACUGCAGAGCCAGUAAUGAGGACGGAGCCAUCAAAUCUAAGCCAGCCACCCUGACAGUUAUUGGUCAAAAAGCACCAUCAUGCAACCCUAAGCCUGAUUCCCAUCUGAUCCGACUACCACAUGACUGCUUUCAAAACGCGACUAACUCUUUCUACUAUGAUGUCGGGAGAUGCCCAACCUCUGUGUGCACAGGGAAGCUGGAUAACGGCAUCAGAUGCAAAGACUCUGUUUCCUACUGCUGUGGAAUUUCAAACAUGGAGGAGAAAAUGAUUACAUGUCAGGGAUAUCAGUUGCCCAUCAUGAUAGUGACUCAGUGUGGUUGUAAAACAUGUGUGGACACAAAGGCUAUCGUUCGUGGACGUGCUAUCGCAGCAGACACUGGUGAGCCUAUGAGGUUUGGACAUAUCUUCAUGGAUGGCACAAGAAUAAGUCGAACUGGAUACAAAGGCACAUUCUCUAUCCAGGUACCAACAAACUCUGAACGUCUGGUCCUCACCUUUGUGGACAACAUGGAGAAGUUUGUGAAUACCACAAAAGUGCUACCAUUCAAUCCUAGAGGUGGAGCUGUCUUCCACGAGAUCAAACUGUUGAGGAAAAAGCCAGCUGUGAUUAUUAGCUCAAGAGAGACUAAUAAGAUAGAUCUUGGUGAGGUAGAAGGCCAGGAUCCCAUUGCUGAGAUUGAGAUCCCACCAAAUGCAUUCUACAAGGAAAAUGGAGAGGUGUUCAUGGGAAAUGUCAAGGCCAGUGUGACUUUCCUUGACCCCAGGGAUGUAUCAACAGCAGCAGCUGCCCAAAGUGAUCUUAACUUCAUUGGUGAUGAAGGUGACACUUUGCCUUUGAGGACCUAUGGAAUGUUCUCUGUGGACUUCAGGGAUGAAGAAGGAGGUGAGUCGCUCAAUGCCGGAGAGGUGAAAGUGCGUCUCGAUGCAGCACAAGUGAAGAUGCCGGAGCACUUGAAGACAAUGAAAUUAUGGUCCCUUAAUCCUGAUACAGGUUUGUGGGAGGAGGAGGGCCAGUUCCAUACUGAGAAGAAACAAAGGGGGAAAAGAGAGGAGAGGACCUUCCUCAUAGGUAACAUGGAAAUCCGUGAGAGACGGCUGUUUAACUUGGAUGUACCUGAGAACAAGAGAUGUUAUGUGAAAGUGCGAGCCUUCCGUAGUGAACGGUACAUGCCUAGUGAGCAAACUGAAGGAGUCGUGAUGACUUUAAUAAAUAUGGAACCCACACCAGGGUUUUCAACCAACCCUCGAGCUUGGGGCAGAUUUGAUAGUGUUGUCACUGGUCCAAAUGGUGCAUGUCUUCCAGCUUUCUGUGAUGAACAGAAAUCAGAUGCAUAUUCGGCCUAUGUCAUGGCCAACCUUGGGGGAGAAGAGCUAGAGGCAGUAGCAUCCUCUCCAAAGUUGAAUCCUAACACCAUUGGCGUUCCGCAACCCUAUUUGAAUAAACUUAACUACAGACGCACUGACCAUGAUGAUCCCAGAAUAAAAAAGACAGCGUUCAGCAUCAAUGUGGCCAAACCCCGUUCGAACACAGCUGAGGAGGCCAAUGGUCCAGUUUAUCCAUUUGACAAACUUAAAGAGUGUGAGGAAGCUCCAUUCAGUGCAGCUCACUUCCGUUUCUCAAGAGUUGAAGGAGAUAGAUAUGAUUACAACACAGUGCCUUUUAAUGAGGAUGAUCCCAUGAGCUGGACUGAAGACUACUUGAGUUGGUGGCCAAAACCCAUGGAAUACAGGGCCUGCUACAUUAAAGUAAAAGUCAACAGUGCCCAUGAGCUCAACGUUCGGUCUCGCAAUAUGGGAGGGACCCAUCCAAAAACCGUUGGUCAACUGUAUGGCAUCCGUGACACCAGAAGCAUCCGAGACAUGGACCAAUCAACUGUUUCAGCAGUGUGUCUGGAGUUUAAGUGCAGUGGGAUGCUGUAUGAUCAAGACCGAGUGGAUCGGACCCUUGUGAAAGUAAUGCCUCAGGGCAGCUGCAAGCGAGAAAGUGUAAACAGCAUGCUACAGGAAUACUUGGUGAAUCACCUUCCACUGGCUGUCAACAAUGACACCAAUGAGUUCACCAUGCUUGCACCUCUAGACCCACUUGGCCACAACUACGGUAUAUAUACAGUGACAGACCAAGAUCCUCGGACAGCCAAAGAAAUCGCACUUGGCCGUUGCUUUGAUGGUACAUCAGAUGGCACUUCUCGAGUCAUGAAGAGCAAUGAAGGAGUGGCAUUAGCAUUCACCUGUGGUGAUAAAAAGGUCACUAGGCAGAGUAUGUUCCAGCAGAUACAGAACUCACUGGGUCAAGCCACAGCUGGAAGUGGAAGACCGGGAAGAGGAAACCAGAGGCAGAGAGGUGGCUCAACAGCACCUCGCAGUAGUAGGAGGAGCACUCGUAAUUCCUACACACGUGCCCAGACCAUUGGUUGAUAUUCCAAGAACUAAAAACUCACAUGAGAGGAGACCCCAUAUGGGUAUGGGUUUGCCUUGUAUCAUGUAGAGUUUGUGUUUACAGAGUUACUGGAUUAAAGACAUUUUAAAAUUUUGACAGCAGUACAGUUGUAUUUAAAAUGGUUUGGGCAAAGUCCCACAGCAAUUUAGUAUGGCUGAUAACGUCAACUGGCAAAAUAUAUUACAGAUUUAAUGAACUGCAAAUCAAAUUAAUAUUAAAGUGGGAAAAAACUAACAACACGUAAAAAAAAUGUAAAUGCCAACUCGAGAGGAACGUAUGAUUCAUGUAAUGUUUCAUUUGUUUUCUAUUGACAUGUACUGUGGUAAAUAUGUUCCUACUUGAAACUGUAAAUACUCAAAUAUUUAUUGGAUACUUUAGAUUAUAAAAAAACUAGAGUAUCAGCUGUGGCUCUCGAGGUCCACUGUCCUGCAGUUUAGCUCCAAUCCUAAUCAAACACACUUGCCUGUGGCUUUCUAGUGAUCCUGAAGACCUUGAUGAGCUUGUUCAUGUGAGUUUGAUUCGAGUUGGAGCUAAACUCUGCAGAACAGUGGACCUCGAAAGCCAGAGUUCAGAACCCCUACAGUAGAACAUCACAUUUCCACCCAAACAAACAUGUAUGCCAUUUAUCACUCAAUUUAAAA